This is a messenger RNA of Exophiala mesophila, 983 nucleotides long. Its product is annotated as 40S ribosomal protein S5. Gene Ontology annotation, molecular function: structural constituent of ribosome; mRNA binding; rRNA binding. The record is from RefSeq and is a predicted model, not a curated record. Bases 73 to 720 code for a protein of 215 amino acids. NCBI's taxonomy places the organism in Eukaryota, Fungi, Ascomycota, Eurotiomycetes, Chaetothyriales, Herpotrichiellaceae. Gene Ontology annotation, biological process: translation; ribosomal small subunit assembly. Gene Ontology annotation, cellular component: cytosolic small ribosomal subunit; ribosome. The transcript has 3 exons.
CUUGGGUUGAAUUUCACACUGUCGCUGCGACAUCCUUACUUUCGACUCAACACCACCCCAAAACUCGUCAAGAUGUCCGACAACGGCGAGGUCGAAGUCGAAAACCCAGUUUCUGGUUACCCCGUCCUUCCCAAAGACGUUGUUGCCGAACAAGGCAGCAUCAAACUCUUCAACAAAUGGAGCUACGAGGACGUUGAAAUUCGAGACAUCUCCCUCACCGAUUACAUCCAGAUCAGAUCCCCAGUCUACCUCCCUCACUCAGCCGGUCGAUAUGCCGCAAAGCGAUUCCGCAAGGCACAGUGCCCCAUCAUUGAGAGACUGACCAACUCUCUCAUGAUGAACGGCCGCAACAACGGCAAGAAGCUGAUGGCCAUUCGAAUAGUCGCUCACUCCUUCGAGAUUAUUCACAUCAUGACCGACCAGAACCCCAUCCAGAUCGCCGUCGAUGCUAUCGUCAACUGCGGACCCCGUGAAGACAGCACCAGAAUCGGAAGCGCAGGUACAGUUCGACGACAGGCUGUGGAUGUUUCUCCUCUUCGACGUGUCAACCAGGCCAUUGCCCUUCUCACCAUUGGUGCCCGAGAGGCCGCAUUCCGAAACGUCAAGAGCAUCGCCGAAUGUCUCGCAGAAGAACUGAUCAACGCGGCCAAGGGAAGCAGCAACUCGUACGCAAUCAAGAAGAAGGAUGAGCUGGAGCGUGUCGCCAAGAGCAAUCGGUAGAGGGUGUGCUAUGUGGGAUUUGCUCUUUGGCCAAAGGCUGUGCGGCGAGGUUGUGACCCCGAGUCAACCGUCCUUUACAAGUCUCUGUGUCUCUUGGUUUUUCCAAAGACGGAGACUUUGACAUUGACAUGGCAAUGGUCAUCCUCCUCAUUCUCACCGGCUAUCUGCCGGGCCUUCACUACCAAUGAAUGCAGGCAGUCGACCUUAGAUUGUGCUGAUGUCUACGGGAAAUAAAAAUGAAAUUUUAGCACAAUAUCCCUUGC